AUGAAGUCUUACGUAGCAGCCAGAAAUGUCGAUUUCAAGUUUUCUACCGUUUCAAAAUGGUGCGACGCGUUUUUCAAUAACUUUACGCCCGAAGAAUGGAAAACUAGGUGCGAGCAUGCAAAAAUAAUUGAGAUAGAGUUUAUGCAGCAAGAGCCCGCUUUUGAUAGAGUUGUAGACGAAGUUGUUAUCCAUUUAAAUGAAGUUGACAGCGAUAGCCACUUUCUCGAGACCGAAACUGAAGAUGAAGAUGCCGAAGAACGGACCGAUGAAGCAGAAGGGGACUCUAGCGGAAUUUUGGAUGUACAGUCUGGCAAAGCAAAUGAAUUGGUUUCGACUGCUUCUAAAACUGCAGUGAAAGGAAAUCCAUGUCAAUGGUUCUUCGACAGAGCUGAUAUAAUAUUUCUAGUUUAUGAUCCUUCCAAGUUGGAUGUUGGUCCUGAAACCGUUCAACCGAAAGAACACCAAGUACAAGAACGUGUCUCUGCCGCAACAGGGGUGAGCCUGUCUUCUAUAAGGCGUGUAAAAAAAGAAGCGCGAAAUAUAAAAGAGCAUGUGGCAAUUUCAUUCCCAAAACCAAAGAGAACAAACAUCAAAACUAAGGUGGCUCUCGAUGGUUUUGACCAAGGGUUGUUACGGAGAACGAUCAUCAACUACCAUAUAACAGAGAAGCGCAUACCUACCUUGCGCUGUAUACACAGAAAAAUGCGCGAUGUUGCCAAUUACAAAGGGUGUAAAGAAACACUACGCAAGGAAAUACACAAAUUGGGAUUCAGGUGGAAGAAAUUUGAAUCCAAUAGAAAACUAUUAAUAGAAUAG
This is a messenger RNA of Acanthoscelides obtectus, 816 nucleotides long. Lineage: Eukaryota; Metazoa; Arthropoda; Insecta; Coleoptera; Chrysomelidae. The record is from the annotation of a GenBank genome assembly.